This is a messenger RNA of Lethenteron reissneri (Far Eastern brook lamprey), 14325 nucleotides long. Its product is annotated as protein FAM110B-like. NCBI's taxonomy places the organism in Eukaryota, Metazoa, Chordata, Hyperoartia, Petromyzontiformes, Petromyzontidae. The record is from RefSeq and is a predicted model, not a curated record.
UCGAACCUUUGAGAGGCGAGGGGGAUUUGAGACCCCCCCCGCCCGCGUCAGAGGCGAGGGGAGACCCCGGAGAGACCCCCAGCGUGAGAGGAGAGACCCCCAGCGUGAGAGAGAAGACCCCGGCGAGGGAGGAGAGACCCCGGCGAGACCCUGGCGAGACCCCCAGCGUGAGAGAAGACCCCGCGCCGAGCGGCGCUAGAAGCCACUCGCUAAUCGCCACCACCGCUCGCGGAGGAGGAGCAGCCGCCCAUGGCCGUGACGGCAGCACGGGGAGCGGUGCGGAAUUAGCGCCCCCCCCCCCACCGGUCGCUCAGCGGCCCCUCAACGACACGGAGCCGGAGAAAAACUCGCGCAAGCUCCCAGGCGCCAUGGACCCCGCGCUGCCGUUGCGCAUUCUUAACAAGGGGCCCGACUACUUCCGGCGUCCGGCCGACGAGCCGAGCAAAGCGCGCGUGAGCGCCGUGGAGCGGCUGGAGGCCGACAAGGCCAAGUACGUGAAGAGCAAGGAGGUGGUGAGCACCAAGCAGCAGCCCAUCAAGCCGUGCGCGCCGGCGCGCCCACCGCUCUGCACGGCCGUGCGCCGCACCCAUUCGCCGGCCCGCGCCGGCGGCGGGCAGGGACCGUCGACGGCGACUGCGUGCGGCGGCGGCCCUAGUGCCCUCGAGGCCCUCAACAAUGCGCUCAACGCCGCGCUGCUGCUGCACCACGCCGACGGCGUGGACGGGGUCGGCUCGCGCGAUGCCGCGGAGCGCCGCGCCAGGGACCCGGCCGGAGCGCCGACGUCGUUCCACUACAGCAUGUGCGACCUGGCGGACGCAUCGCCGGCCGGGCCAGGCCUCGCCGGGUCAUCCUCGUCGCCGCGAGGGGGGGCGGCCGCCAGCAUGAUCGACGUGUUCAGCGCGGCGGCGGCGUGCUCCGGCGCCGGCGACGGGGUAAGGUGGGACGCGUCGAUCGGCGCGCGGGCGACGGAACUCGGGCCGCGGUCGCAGCCCGGCGCGGGCCACCACCGCGACGGCGCCGUCGCCAGGCCACUGAGCGAGACGGCCUUCAUGGGCCACAUGGAGUGGCCGCGCGUGCUCUACGGCGGCGGGCAGCAGGAUGCCAAGGACAAGGGUGGGCCGCCGACGCAAGCCGGCGCCGUCGGCGCGCAGGUCGGGUGUUCGCAGGCUGCGGCGGUCGCCCCGUCGCAGUGUCGCGCCACCCAGGCGAGGUCGUCCCAGCGCACGGCACCGGCCUCACGCAGCGGCCACCUCCUCCCGCGCACGCGGGGCACCAGCCGCAGGCCGCCCACGCCGGUUACCCCGGCCACGGGGCGCCGCCCCCACACCCUCCUGCGUUCCCCUCCUACGCCUCCCCAUGCCACGCACCCCACGGCUACGCCGCGCCAGGCGUCGCAGUUCGGCCUCGCGCCGGCACCAGAGCUCGCGGCGCCGGGCCCGGUGAAUCAAGGCGGCGCCACGGAGAGAGGCGACGGGGCGCUCGGCGCGAAGCUGUGGGCGCGCGCCGGCGCGCUAGAGGCUUACCGCCGCUGGUGCGCCGAGUCGGUGCGCUCGCACCCCAACGGGGAGCAGCGCGGCGGUGGCGGUGGCGGCAGCCCCCUGGGGGGCGGCAACAACGUGGUGCGGCGCCUCUUCCAGAUGCUGGAGACCACGGAGCAGCAGAUGUCUGCGGCGGCCAGCAUGGCGCGCUUCUCGAACGGGGAGCCGCGCUGCGAGGCGGCGCCGCCCGGCGCGUCCCUCGAAGGCCUCCUGUCGCCCGACUCCACGCAGGGCGAGCUGGAGAUGAGCACCCAUAGCUCUCCGCGCAAGGCCUCCGAGGCGGGCAGCAGCGGGAGCGGCUGGCGCCCGGCGCUGCAGCGCUCCAAGUCGGACCUGAGCUCGCGCCUGGCGCGCACCGGCGCCGACAUCGAGCGCUUCUUCAACUACUGCGGCCUGGACCCCGCGUUGCUGGAGGGCGAUGGCCUGGAGGGGCUGGCGCGCGCGGGCUCCGACAUCCUCUCGCUCAACCUGCAGAGCGCCAGCGUGCAGAGCCUCAGCUCGGCGCCGUCGCACCGCAGCAGCCAGGUGGAGGCGGAGGAGCGGCAGCGAGCUGCCUGCGCCAUCUCCGUGGUGGAGCGCAAUGCCCGCGUCAUCAAAUGGCUCUACAGCUGCAGGCAGGCGGUGCUGCACCAGAAGGCCAGCGUCGUGUAGGUCGCCGACCGCCCCCCAACGAGCCCCCGGUGGACCCCGACAGUCCAGCCACCCCCUCCCGCCCGCUCGCGUGGAAGCCUCCAGCAUGCGGAAAUACAUUUCGCGAGCGAGCCGAGGGAGGGGACGAGAGAGCCGUGCGAAUGCGCCGCCACUUGGCAGGCUCGCCGCACGGCUAAGGGAGUCGUCGUCCUUGUUGUUGUUGGCUUCAUGCCCAGGCACAAGCGCCUACGUGCAGGGGAUAUCAGCCGCGUGCGUUUGUCAUUGCUCGUAGCUCAGGUGUAUGGCUCUCCCUGUGACCUGUGGGGGUGGGGGGGUGCGACUGUGGCUGAGCGGCAUCACCGCGUGAGACGGCGAGGUGCGCUCCUCGCCGGAGCGGCUUUUGGGGGUGCACAGGCGGCGCAACUGUCCCGGAGACCACUGGCCGGAGGGGGGCGCCCAGGGGGUGGAGGCUAAUUUAAUUCCCUGCGGCAUAGCCCAUGGCGACCAUGCUAUGUCGCUGCUACACACCAUGGUUUGAGUUUUAAUGAUUUAAAGGAUUUCACGAGGCCAAGACGACUGAGAAUAUGUUCUCAGCGUGUUGACGUUACGGAGCGAUGCGCUUGCCGUUGGUCUCGUCCGGUGCAGCCUGGGGGCCUGGCUCUGCUGGGUCCAGCACCACGAGCCGGCUCGCGGACUCAGCCCUGCACCGUUCGCCCUCCUGGCUGGUCUGAAUUUAAGCAACAACUUAAAACAAAUUCGAACUCAGCGUUUUAUUUAUUUAGAUUAAAAUUCCGUCAGAGGGGGAUCUCCGCUCCCAGGGGAGGUCGAGGUUUGUUUCGAGAAUGUUGAGAUCCCGCUCUUCACGAGCACCGUGGUCACGGCGCCCCCUCCGUGCCCCCACGUGCGCGUGUGCCGGCCCCGCACGCGUUGCCAGUACUGGGCGGCUGCGUGUGAUGAGUGUGUGUGGACUGCGAAGGGGCGCGCCAAGGAGCCGCACCGGUUUGUCCAUCGUGAUCCGGCCUCGUCGCCAGCGUUGCGCGUCAUCCCCGCUGCCGCCAUGCAGCGCUUCGCGCUCGCUUGGGCCCAGCUGCUCGCACGCACGCACCAGGAAGCAUUUGCCGUUGCGCAGCCGCUCGGCUCGCUCGGAUCUUGACCGACCGAUUGAGAGUGGAGCGAGUCGAGCGGAGGCGACUGGGCUUGACGCGUCCGCCGCUCGAAUGACGCUUGUGCCUGUUGGCGGUUACCGGGCCGCCGGUGGGAAUUCCACAUUGCUACGGUGGGAAUUCCACAUUGCUACGGUGGAGACCGGCGUCUUCCGUAGAAACAAUUUGCCGUUGACUUCCCCGUGGUGCUCAACGCCUCCCUUUCUGAUCGCAAGCCAAGGAUGCCGUGUCGGCGUUCCUGCCCUGGCAGUUGCCGGCACGGUUGAGCGAACAGGAGGGGUGGGGGGGUGGGCGAGCAGCGGCGAGAGCGGCGCUGCCGAGAGAGGGCACUGUCAUUGUGUGGAUACGAGGCGGUGUUUUUUCAUGACUCGUGUUCCGUGUUCUCGACCGACACUAACGGAUAGCCUUUACAUAUCAACACGAGCAAAGUUUAUGUUUUACAGGGAUACCGUGCAUCUAAAUUGUGAAGCUCAAAACCGUACCCGCGUGAUGUCCUCUAACUUAUUUUUGUCGAGGAGAAGAAUAUAAUUUGUGACGAUAUCAAUAAUGGUAGCUUUUUAUUCUGCCACAACAAAGCUCGGCCCGCGUCCUUCCAAGUUAGAGGCCCGGGGUGUGGAGCUGUAGCUCACCACUCGGCGCCGGCUGCGCGGGAGACGGACAGUGUGCUGCGGUGCCUGGCAACAUGGGGCACGUGGGGCGACUCGGCAGAGAGGGAGCGAACAACCGUCGGGGAGAGAUUCACGGGUACCGCCGUGUCUUGCGUCGUGUUGCAGCAAUACAACGCUGCCGCCGCGGCCACUGCUGCUGCACUUGGGUUUGCUGCUGAUGCUGAGCCCGCGAAUCACUUGAGACGCGGGCGCGGUGUGUUUCCUCGGACCACGUGGCCGCAUUUACCCUGUGCCGCACGUAACGGGGGAGAAAGUGGGGCUGUCCCAAAGUGCGGAGUGACGCUGCUGUGAGCCGCAUCUCCACGCGCCGCCCGCCCCGGUUAGACCACCCCCCCCCCCCCCCCCGCUCUACGGCAGCAACUACGGCGGCACUGCUUUGAGCGAUCCAGAAUUGGCUUGCGAUAUUCAUUGGUCACAGUCAGUGGUGUUAUUUUAAUUAUUGUGUUUGACAUUGCUUUUAACGUGUUUUAUAUUGGUAUUAAUAAAGAAAAAAAGCAAUAGAAGUAACAGAAGCUGUGAAUGGGCUGAUUAUAAUCCCCGUGGAAGGCACCAGGUGUAGUGGGGCAACCCGAACCCCGAGGACGCGCUGAUUGCAGCGGUGACUCGCGGCAAGGGUCAUGCUCCUCAGGAUUGACGGCUGUGCAGGGCACGCUACACGCUGCACACUGUCGUCGUGAGCAGCUGAUGUGGGAAUCGCCGCAACUCGUCGUGACUCGUCGUGACCACACCGUGCUCCCUUGAGGUGGCGUGGGGAGGAGAGGGCGAGCUGUGGGCAGUGGGCGCCGAUUCGGAAUUCGCUGUGCGGAACGAAAGUCGCCCCCUCGGCGUAGACGAGAGAAACCGCCAGCGCUCGUUGAAACUUUGCACGGAUUUCUGUUCCGUGCCCAUCUCGCAGCCAGCUGUGUUACCGACCGACAAGGGGUAUUAACGAUUGAUACGUCAAAUUGCAAUAACGAGGCCACAGGUACGACCGCGACGGUUCUGGAACCGGCUUGAGUAGACGGAUGGAGGGACGAAGCGCCGAGUCAACCCCAAACUGGGAUUGGAACUCUCGCAACCUUGCGACCGCGAGCCACUCGCUCCACCGCCGAGCCGCUACCCUCCUCUGCACUUCACGAUGGCGGACGGAGCCCGUGCACCGGCAAGAGCUGCGUGUGCGACAUGCCAGCACGGCGGCCGUCUGUUGCCAAGCGAAUCCACUCGUGUGCAGUAGGCUUGUUGAUCGGUCGCGCUUGGAGUGACAUCUCGUUCAAACACCAAAUUACGUUGCCUAAAGGAAUUAUCUAAAUUAAUGUACCAGCCAGUGUCCUCCACAAUGAAGGUUAUCCGUAAAGUAAUUCGAUGCAAGAGAAGUAUGUGAAAGCCACCUUCUGCUCUCGUAAUAAAGAAGUAAAUCAAAGUGAUAACUUCCUGCGAAUCGCAGGAACACGUUCCCCAAGUGCAGAGACGUCUCUCAGGCUGCCACCGCUGCUGAUUUCGACUCCACAAGCCCGACAGCUGGCAGCGCUUGCAGCCCCCGUAGUCUUUAGUCCGCGCUCACCCCGGUGUGAGCAACGUGGCCGUGGCGAGCGUGCGAGCUGGCUCGCCGACUUUGAGUUACGCACAGAGGGGCACGGCGGCGGCAGCCAGAGACCGGGAGCGCGGCCUGGGUCGGUGUCGCAGCCUCGUCGCGCCAAGGGGUCGGGUGUGCCCCCGGUGGCGCUCCAGUUUAAGCCGCUCGAUCGGAGAGGGAACUUUAUGACCUCUUGACCUGUGGGGCGAAACAGCGUGGGGUAGCGACCGCUUGCCUGAUGGGCGUUGACACCCCGUGAAGUCGCUGCUGCUCGUGCCUCGCAUUGUUCAUAAAUUGAGGUGUGCAGUAACAGAGUGUACGACGAGCCGAGUGAGUCGCAAUGUCCACCCUCCUAGGCCAACCCCUAGGGGGGGUCCCUCCUGGCAAAGUUCCUCCCCUCCCCCCAACGUGAUCCCCUUCACUAUCCCUGAGUCGUCUUUCUAGCGAUUCGUGGCGAACGCUUGCAUUGUUAAGAGACGGUCGCGAGGACAUUUCACGUUGUGCUUGAGAGGAUUUGAUUUUCGGUUGAACAUUCGUGAUGUGCGUCGCAGAGAGUGCGUGGUGUGUCCCCGCGCCCUGCUCCUGAGACCUGACCUUUUGGACAUAACCCCAUCAAGCCUCGUCCACUGCGCCGGCCAGUCUGAGGCAAAGGUGAUCCCUGCUUCCCGCACAAUUCACCUUUGCGCCAGGCUGGUCCUUUGUGCCGUGGCUGCGCCGUGUCUCUGUGGUGGCCAACGCUGCUGUGUGGUGGCUGGUACUGCUGUGUGUGCAUGUAGAGAGACAAAGGUGGCCGAGCAUGGUGCUUGCCACCCACCCCCUCGUGUGCCAUACUAGCCUUCAUAGGUGCGAAUCGCUAACAGCACUUGCUCCAACAGUCUGUUAUCUUGGGUGGCUAGCACUACUGUGUGUGUGGUAGUUGUCACUGCUGUCUGUGUGGUGACUAGAGCUGCUGUGUGUGUGUGUGGUGGGUGACGCCGCUGUUUGUGUGGUGGCCGAGCCUCCAGUGAGUGUGUGUAGAUCGUGGGGGGUCGCUGUACCCUCUCCGUAGCCGUGCACCGCGCGGUGCCGCUGCUGACCCUGUGUGGUCGCACGACGAGAAUCUGCGUCGCUCCCUUUCCCUCUGAAGAUGUCCGGAGCAAAGAGGGCCUACGUUGGGCUUGUUAAAGAAACUUUUUUUCAUUUACCAUUGCGUCGGUUAAUUUGGGUUUGCGCGCCAUUCUCACAGCGCGAGGCUGUCAUGCAGCCAGACGUGCUAUGUGUCGCGGACGGGUGCAGCCUGCGGUAGGUUCGCAGGAUGCGGCAGUCGUCGCCUCGCGUAAUCCCAAUCGAAAUUUGGAAAACGAACGUCACUGUGACACCGGCACAACGUGGCCCACGACGCUUUUUAAAAUCGAAUCGUGGAAUCUUUCCGCGUCUACUGUGGAGCAGACAGCCGCGUCACAUUCGCCGUCAACACCCCCCCCCCCCGCGGUAUUAAUCCGGCGCGGCCGCGAGGCUCGAACCCGCACACCUGUGCAACAGCCGUGAAAUGCGCUCCCCACUCGGCCACGUCGCCGCCCUGAAGUUACCAGCAGCGCACGCUGCCGCAGAGCCCAACCGAGCAGGAACGAGGAGGGGCUGCGUGACCGCCGGUAGCCAUGCCGGCGUUGCCGGCGUUGGCGGCGCUGGAGUGCGAGGGCCGGGUUGGGCGUGCGAGGGCACGACGAUCUGAGGCCACGCCCCGUCUAGCCGAGGUGGUUUUGGGGUCGCGCCGCAAUUUUUGUUUGGUACGAUGUACGACGUUUCGCUCCGCGUGCUGCCGAGAGCUUAUUCGGUUCCGCGUGGAGCAGAACGUCGAACGUGAGGCCGGAAGGACAUGCGGUACGACGCGGGCAGAGAGCCACGCAGCAGCACAACCACGAAGCCGUUCGUUGGUUCACACCCAGCGCUUAAUCGUUCUUAAUUAACGACAAGAUAAUUAUUUAACGACUAAUUAAUUAACUUGUCAUACAUAUUUAGUGUCCACUGACAAAUCGUAUAUUUUAUAACAUCCAUCCUGUCAUACCCAGGAAAAGGUCAAAUUCAGCGAACGCAGUUCUGUUCACGCCCAGUCGUAUGCACGUGUGUUCAUGUUGAACUUCUUUCGCAGUCCCCUACGUGUGAAUGCCUGUGACGCACGGACACGUGGACAAGGAGAUUCACGAUUGAGCUGAAGGUGCCAGGGAUUGGUUCUGCAGCGUGGCAGGUGACAACAGAGCAGGGUGCCCGCACCACACUUGCUCGCAUCGCAGCAUUCAAAAGCAACGCUGCUGGAUUUUUGCCACAGAGGUGGCCUGGUUGUUUCGUGCAAUGUACGGCCCUUUGUCGAUCCACUUCUGGAUGAGGGCCUGGUAGGUCAGUGGCGAGAUGUUAACUACCUCGCCUGGUAUAUAAGAGGUCGUGGGUUCAAUCCCGACCCCGAUGCCUGCUGUAUAUUUGGAGUUUGCGUGUUCUCCCCGUGGUCAUGUGGAUUUUUCUCCUGGUCCUCCAGCUUUUCCCUCCACAUUUCGAAUCAACAUCACGCGUUUCGAGUAUUUGGCUGUUAUAAAUGUCUACGUGAUAAGCCACUUCGUUGAGCUAUCAUUUGUGGCCAGGUCGCUUGUGAAAAAUAACUACUAUAUAGCUCAGUGGGCCUUACCUGGUAAAAUAAAAAUAGUUUAUAAUUUUUGUACUUUACCACGCUGGUCAGUGCAGGUUAGCGAAGGAAGGGGGAGUGGGGGGGGUAACAAUGACCGCUUCAGAUGUCGCUCACCAUUGACGUUAGCCCUGGUUGGUAAAGGAAGCUCCGGAAGUGGCGCGCGACUCGCCAUUGCGCCGCUGCUCCGAGCGGGCGACCAUCGAUUCGGGGCACGGCUGGAAGUUGCGGCCAUGAGUCGCCGGCAGAGUGCAUUCGGUGGCAAGGAACCAGCAAUUCCAGCAGCCAUAACGAGAAGUAUUCUGGACAUGGUGUGCCGGGGGAGGGGGGGGUCAGAUUGAUUUUCCGUGUCACUGACCCGGCUGAAAUUAAGCCAUGUGCAUAGAUAUGAAUUCAUUGCCAUCCUUAUUAUAAAAUAUCACAAAGGAACAAGGCAUAAUCGCCAUACGCGCGGAGACAAAUGCCACUUGUUCAUCGGGCUUGUGCAUACAUUGUUUGCACUUGACGCUGUGAGUCUCUUCUUGCACUUUUGUAAACGCGGUGCCGUAGCUCUGUGGAGGGACGAACCCGUGGCGUCCCGAUGGCGACGCUCGCCACACGAGCGCUUCCACAGUGGCACGCACGAGGCCUGGUGCUCCCCUGGGGUCCCGUCCCUCAUGGCUGCCUCAUCCAGAGCUUGAGCUCUCACCAAGAAUAUACUGGGUGUGGUGUGUCGCAUGCAGAAACAUCUUUCGCGUCGCUGGCGUGGCAGAUAAUUAUUACUGUCGUGCAGUAAGGGGGGGGGGGGCGAUGUUGCAGCUGUGUGCAAUCCCAUUUGAGUAAUUUGCAGGUGAUUUAUUUCAGCAUUGGGAUGGUUAGCCAAUACCAGUUACAUUUUUUUUCCGUAGCCACAGAAAUCCACAGCCAUAGCAGGGACACACACUCAGCCGAUAUUGAACCCGGUUCUUAUUCGGCGCUGAGCUCGGCGUCGAACCCCCGCUCUGUCUUUUCCUCUGAGUGUCGUCCCCCGCAGCCAUCUUUUGCACCACACUCGUUACGUUUCCUCUUGGCUCUGCCACCAGGCCCCUGCACGUUUUAUACACAGAGCCUAUAAUGUUGCCGUCGCGUCGCAGUCGGCGGUCCGUCGAUCAAGCGAGCGCGCUUCUGCAAGGCCCCUCUUUGCCGACUGAGUUGCCACCGCUGCCCGUCUCACUGCUCACGUGCCGCCUCGUCGCGUGCGCGCGUGUGGUGGCGUCGUGGCGCAGAGGGGAGAACGGGCCGCGUGCCCCCGCCUAGGCGGACCCGGGUUUGAGUUUAGGGGCCGCGCCCUCAUGCCGUGGCCGAGUGCCGUGAAGGGGACCGUGGCGCUCCGUUACUCACGGCCCGCUCGCGCAAGGGCCAGGUCACGGCGUGCGUGACGGCGUCUGGCCUCGCCGUCCGUUCUCGCCGCUCCCUGGGCUUCCGUACAACUCUGCGGGAGCGCACGGACAGACGCUGUCUAUACCAUUACGACAAAAAUGCUUCACCAACCCGCACUGACCAGCGUGAUGAAGUACGGUCAAAGAAUCUCCCGUGACCGACGAGCCCGGGGGGAGGCCUUCGUUCAGUAGUGGAUCGACAAAGCGCCGUCAAUUAUCUCGUGAUAAUUACAGAAGUCACGACCGCAGAUCGCGAAUAACGCCACGCCAAAAAACAACUCCGCCGGUGACGUCGUUGAAUGCAAAAACCAAGCCGAGCACAGGAUUGUGGAGCGUGGCGACGAAAGCGCCCCCGCUAUGCCCCUGCGGAGCGGGGGGGGGGGGGCAGCCUCGUGCGUGACCUGUCCCCGAACCCCCCCGGGGCGAUUUGUCAGGUGCCCGCCGCCCUCCAUAGCAAACGAGUCCGCUCUCAAUCAACCAGGCUUGACCUGGAUAGAACGGAAACUUUAUUGUUUCCCCGUGCAGUGUUGGUUUCUCGAUUCGGCGCGUGCACGUGGUGUUAUUUGUUGGUGAAGGGAGGCGUCCGCCCUUCCCUGCGCCGUGUCCAAGAAAUCGGUGUCGUCAGUGGCGGUGUGGUGGUGUAGUGGUUAGCGCGCUUCGCUACGAACCCGGCGACCCGAGUUCGAUUUCCGCUCGUGGCCAAAACACCAGUGACGAUCACUUGAGCAACCGGUCCUGGGCCUCCCCUCGGUCGACUCGGCCUCAAAUGAGUACCUGGUGUGGUGUGUAAACAUCGCCACUGGGGAGACAAAGAAGGCUGGGUGUGGUGCUUGCCACCCACCCCCACUGUGUACCAUUCCGGCCUUCAUAGGUGCUCGCUAAAAGCACUUGCCCAAACAGUCUGUUAAGGCUACGCGGGGGAUCUUUGUCUUUGUUGUUGGCUGCACCCGGACUGCUCUGUAAUGCGUUUCCACCCCAGAAGUUUUAACGAUCCCAGCGAUGUCUCGUUCAGUUUCCAUCGCAGCGUCGUCGUUAUUAUUAUUAUGGUGAUUGUUACUCUGACUUUCCGGUUCUUGUCCUGAUGAUGCUUGACGGCGUCUCGAGCGAAACGCCGCAUACCUCAUGGCUGCUACAUUUAGUUGUGAGCGUCGAUUUUUCAACUCGUCCAUGAGUUUAGUAACAAAUAUUACUACUACUACGCUGCUUAACCUUUAUUCGGUUGACCCUUCGUGUUUCUGGCUCUGCCAUUCGUGCAUAAUCGUCAAGGUUCUGUGCAUUAUCAUUUAACGCAAAGUGCACCACCGCUGCGUCGAUGAUGAAGCCCGGCCACAGUUGGCAAUGCGACGACCAGGACGGCCGUCUUAAAAACGAAUCCACAUGUUGUUUUGCACCGGAUUGGCCGAGUAGCGAGAGCGGUCGUCGUACGGGAGGAUGCGGAGCGGCACCUUCACUGAUAAAUGCCGUUGGGCCACCGCGGGUCCAGCCCCGCACCGUGCCGUGCCGGACGCUGCCCCGUGCCGGACAACAUACGCCAGACCUUCCACCCGCAAAAGCAUCUCUGGGGUAGUCUGAACACAUACUCUUUGGUUUUUUCGAUAAAGUCACGUAGUUAAAAAAAGAAAAGAAAAAUAAAUUCAAUCACGACGUUUUGGAGGCAACACAAGCUUCCGUCUUCAGGUGGCACCGUCACAGCAAAAUUGAUACAGUGACUUUACCGAAAAAAACAAAGAGUAUGGACCCUUGCAGUCACGAAAACUUCAAAUCUAGAAGUCUGAACUCGUAAGUGGCAUUUGGAAAGAUCCGCACGACGACUCGCACGGUGACCGGAGUAACUUGGAAAAUCGUGGGAACGCCAAAGCUUUUUUUUUUUGUUCGAGUCGGUCAUCAGCUCGAGGCCAGGCCGACUCGGGGCGGCGGGGGGUGGGGGUCUACUCUGGCCGGCGAUCUUCUGGUGCGAGCGGCCCCGAGGUGGGACGCGCGAGCGGGGUGGCUCCCGCGUCCGAGCGACGCACGCGCAGGUUGAGAGACGGACGCGCAGGUUGAGAGACGCACGCGCGGUUUUCAAAAUGUAACUUGUCGUUGUUGCUGCUGCCGCCGCCUUGGGUGGCCGGUACGCAAGAACAAAUAAUAGAAACUCGACACAGUGCACCGAUAACACGCUGCCCUGAGAGCAAAAGUAAAAAAAACACAACAUGCGACGUUCUGGGCAGUGGCUCUUCAGAGGAAUGGCCCAGCAGAGGCCCCGGUGGUUCCUCCCUCGUGUCGCGGAGGACGGCCAUUCAUGUUGAGGGCCAGGUGUUCUUGACAAAUGGGGUUUUAUGUUCGGACGACGUCCUGUAACGUUAAUCAUAACAGCAUGAUUACAGCGCCGAUUUCAAUCUUAAACGUCGUAAAAUCGUCGUCGUCUUUGUUUCCCGGCUGUCGCCUGUCGCAUCACGAACCGACGAGCGCCCAAGGGCCGUGGUCCUCGAGGCGACGCCGGUGGUGGUCGGGACCCCCACGUGGCUCAGGGCGGUGGCGUUUUUGCCAACGGCGCGAGUUGUGCCGAGUGGCAUCGCCGCGGUGUAUGAAGUCCCACCUUGCUGACGGGACUCGGUCACCGUAGAAGCCAGUGGAAGGUGGCAUUGUUUAAACGGAAACUUCGAGAAGCGUGUUCGGAAGAUGAAGAAGAAAAAAACCAACCCCCGUAGUUCGAUGCUUUAAAUGUUAUUUAAUUUUGCCAAUAAAACCGACCCCCCCUGAUCGGCUCGCGAUCGUGUUCAUACUUGACGUGCAAUGAGGGUAGGCGCAGCCAAAUCUGGAGCGAGAUGGGGGGGGGGGUGUCGCUGGCAAAGGGGGCGGGGACCCCCGUUACCCCCACCGGGGUCUGGCGCGGCGUGCCAGACCCCGGUGGCUGUCUGCAUCGGCCGCAUGGGAGGUGUUGCGUGUGUGUGUUGUGUGCGUGUGCUACCCAUGGGUACGCGUUGCCAACGGAUUUAUGGGAAACUUUAGUGUGCAUCCAGGAGCGACGUGAGCCUCUGUAAAGCAAUGGUGAUGAAGCAAAGCGUCGAGCUCGAUGAGUGUCUGGGAGACGGCGGUGGUGGCGAUGCCUCGGCUGUUGCUGCUGCUGCUCGUGAACGCGCCGAGGGCAGCGCAUCCCCUCUGCCGGGCUGCCGCACGCUGCUGCCUGUCGCUCGGCUGCCCGUCGCUCUGCCUUUCAGAGCGGUGUGCGCACGCACGCGUGUGAGUAUGUGUGCUUGUGCACGUGUGUGCGUGUGCGCAUCUUGCGCGCGCGCACGCCUGUGCUUUGGUGUAAAUUCGAGAUAAAGAUUCCCUUUAUGGCCUUAAUGGAUUGUUGGGGCCAGUGCUUUGACAGCAAGCACCUAUGAAGGCCAGAACUUCACAUGAGGAGGUGUUUGACCCACACCACACCCAGCCGCAUAUUGUCUCCCCAAUGUUGAUGUGUGAACGCCGCACCAUUUAAGGUUGGGUCGGCCUAGGGAAGGCCCAGGAUCGGUGCAGAUAUUCGUGAGACCGUAAUAGGUCGUGAGCAGGAUUCGAAUGGUGCGGUGUGUAAACAUUGUGUGGUCCUGGCCACACAACCCCCUCGUGUGCCAUGUUGGCCUUCACAGGUGCUUGUGAACAGCACUUGCCCCAACAGUACGUUUAUGCCGCACGGGGGAUCUUUGUGCGAGUGCGUGCUCUUUGCGCGUCCUCUGAAAUGCGGUUUCCCAGGUCAGGCUGUUUGCGCCGCUUCCCCGUCUCAAGGCUUUCGCCACGCACGACGACUGCGGGCGUGCUGGAGGGUGCUGGGAUAUGCCCCCCGUGGUCAGUCGCCGUGUGGCGCAAGCCCCAGGGGGAGGUGGCGUGGCUCGGCACCAGUGUCGGAUGAAGCUAGUGCGGGGCAUGUAGCGGAUGUUAUAAAGGGGCCCUAAAUGAAAGAACAAACACGUAAAUAUUAAAACACAAAUAUUUAACUUGCACAGUAAAGUAAUUGUAUUUUUUCAUUUGCCAUACAACCAGAUAAUACGACAAAUCGCUAACCUUAAACACCCAGUCGUUAUAGUACUAUAGUCAUAGAGCAAGUGCAGAAUCACUGAACCGGAAUUGAUAGCUUAAAAGCAUUUAGCGCGGGGCCCUUGAAAGUGCGGGGCCCGUAGAAUAUGUAGCUACCUCUGCUUCUAGGAUCAUCCGGCACUGCUCGGCAUGCAGCCCCGACCUGGGGACGGCGCACUUGGGUCGCCAUGCGGACGACGUCCGUCGUUUUGCCGAGCACGGGCUUUGCGAAGGAACUCGAUGGAGCUGCUGCUCACUUGAAGAAAAAGGCCGAGGCUCCGAUGUCAGUACUUGAAUUGCUGGUGUUAAUGCAGCAGCCGCACAUUCCACAGAACAGAAAACUGACCGGAGGUUUAUAUAGAUUUAAACAAAACAAAAAUGGUGAAUCGUUGAGCUUUUUUUUGUAACGUUGAAAAACACUGGAUGAGCGGCGGAUCGGGCUCUCGUGGUUGCGUUUGUACUCGUCGCGUGGAAUAUUUUGUGACUAGAGAACGUAGAAGCGUUGGUUGAAGGUGGCGUGCGGUGAGCGUCCUGGGGGCAUCGGGGUCGGUGGUUGGUGGCCAGCGGUGGUGUCGCUCUCCUCGCUGGACCCGGGGAGUGUAGGCACAGGCGCUGCCAUCGGUUCGUGCAGUCGGUGUUCGUGGUUCUGUGAUGCAACCCUGCCCAAUAAACUCUUCUGCUGUCCGUGA